AUGCCGUCACAACACGAAUCCGAUCUUGCUUUGGCGCUUGCUGACAAAUCUCUGCGCGAUUCGCUUAGCCGAAUCACACACUGGGCAGCUGAUGGCCGGGAAGUGAUGGAUCAGGCGCAUGAGAUAGCGCGGCAGCUGUCUCAAGCGCUGCAGCAGCAUGGCAGGACGUGCUCGGUCAUCUCACCGUUCCUGCUUUCUGCAGCCGCUGAAAUCCGGGCGACCAUGAAUCAAGGUCUUGUCCCCCAAUGGGAUUGUGUGUGCCAUAAUGAUUAUCGUAUGGAGUCACAUCCGUUCUUCCCAAAGACUGCUGGAUAUCAACACACAGCUGCUGCACCGGCGCCUGCACCUACACCGGCGCCUGCGCCUGCACCGGUGCAUGCACCUGCACAUGUGCCUGAUCCGGCACCUGAUCCGGAACCUGCAGUUGCACCGGCACCGGCACCAGAACCAGCCCCCACAAGGCUGUCUGUUCCGCCGAUCGCCUCACUCCCUCGCAUCGGUCAUUCUCAACAGCCCGUUGUUCCUAGCACCAUUACUGACAAGGGCAAACGGUCUGACCGGGGGGCUCGUAGAACCAGAGAAGACAGCCCUGACGCCAAGUCAGGCAGGAAGAAGCAAAAGGUGUUGAAACAUCUGUCAAAGGCUAUCAUCUCCAACACCGAGGAUGAGGACAGGCGGCCAACAGGCACCAUCAUAGUCAAGCGGGCCAAGGUUGCUGAAUCUUCCGGUGUAGCGCCGGUCAAAUCACAGGGUACGACGAAACACGUAAAGCAGCCGGCCGCCGAACCAAAGAUCGGCCGAGCCCAGCAAAAGGGCAAAGGAAAGGAAAAGGCUGUUGACAUCGCCGGGCCUAUCAGAGGGCGCCGGCCACUGAGGGCCAAUGAUGAGGAGGAGUACACUCCACCGUGCGACAGAUGCAUCGGGGAAUCUUGCCUUGUUGUGGUCGGCAGGAAGGGGCAGGCCAUCAAGUCCUGCGCCAAGUGCCAUUUUAUGAAGGUACGGUGUGAGCGACCAAUGUCGGUCGAUACCCGCGGCCCUGCAACAAUGCGGGCUCCAAAGUCACAUCCUCGGCCAAAGGCUGCACCGGCCUCCAAGUCCAAGGCCCAAUCCAGGACCACCAGAGCAACCUCGCGCGCACGUCCACCGACUCCCAUGGUGGAAUCUGAGGAUUCUGUUGAGGAUCCUGAGGUGUCUGUCGCCGGCCACGAUGAUGCCGAUAUGGAUCUUGUUACCGACGCCGAGCAGCACACUGACAUUCCUACUGAGAUGUUGGCUGAGGCUGCUGAUCAAAUCAUGGUUGACCAGCCUGGAGCCAUUGCUUCUGUGGACGACUUCCCCCACGACCAUUGGCUGGAGAACACUGACGAUUUGCCCGUCCCUCAUGUCCCACCAACUCAUGUCGCCGAUGCUGUUUCCCUUCCUUCGGCGCCGCCAGCACCUACCAUCCUCGAACAUGUGCUCGCCCUAACAGCUCAAGUCAAUGCCAUGCAAACGGCCGACGACAAUGCCCUUGCUAGGGUGAAUGCGAUAAAGCACGAUUUUGAUGCUCGCAUCUCCUCGAUGCGUGCUGAGCUUUCCGCCGUGCAGCUUGAUGUCGGCACCACCGUGAUGUUGGUGAAUGGACUUGUCGGUCUUGUUGAGAAGCUUCGGCAGGAGCGGGUCCUUGCCAAUCCAUCGUUCCCACCACCGAUGGUGAGCCAUGGCAAUGAUUCCACUGCCACCGCAUUCGGCAUGAGGUACUUGAACGGCGUGUUUGGUCCUUCCAUUGCUCCUAUCCCCCUUUCUGUUGGCGUCGGUCAAACUGUCAUAUCCCGUAUUCCGGACCUACAUCCGACAAUAUUCCCACGCCUCAUCCGGACCUUCGGACACCCUAUUCAUGUCUCCAGUCCUCUAUCCAUCCGGAUCCCUGCACCCCUGCACAUCCACAUCCACAUCCACAUACAUUUACCUCCAUACCUCAAUCCACGCGUCUCAUCCGGACAUCCGGUCCAGUCCGGUCCGAUCCGAUAUACGAUAAGCUUCCUAAUUCAAUUCCUGUGCAUAUAA
This is a messenger RNA of Suillus plorans, 2046 nucleotides long. RefSeq lists its product as uncharacterized. The record is from RefSeq and is a predicted model, not a curated record. The transcript is spliced from 8 exons. The coding region runs from base 1 to 2046 and encodes 681 amino acids. NCBI's taxonomy places the organism in Eukaryota, Fungi, Basidiomycota, Agaricomycetes, Boletales, Suillaceae.